AUGGCAUCUGCAAUCUUCUUUCUGGAUCUCAAGGGCAAGACCCUCCUUGCCCGAAACUAUAGGGGUGACAUUCCCAUGUCCGCCGUCGAAAAGUUCCCUGUUCUCCUGUCAGAAGCCGAAGAAGAGUCAUCAGCCGUUCCGCCAUGCUUCUCCCACGAGGGAAUCAACUACUUAUACAUCCGCCACAACAACCUAUAUCUCCUGGCGCUGACGAAGCGCAACACCAAUGCCGCCGGAAUCCUGCUCUUCCUGCACAAAGUCGUCGAGGUCUUCACCGAGUACUUCAAGGCUUUGGAGGAAGAAUCCAUCCGCGACAACUUUGUCGUCAUUUACGAGCUUCUCGACGAAAUGAUGGACUUUGGCUAUCCCCAGACCACCGAGUCCAAGAUCCUCCAAGAAUACAUUACUCAAGAAUCACACAAGCUCGAGAUCCAGGCCCGCCCGCCAAUCGCCGUGACCAAUGCUGUGUCUUGGCGAUCCGAGGGUAUCCGUUACCGCAAGAACGAAGUCUUCCUCGAUGUUGUCGAGAGCUUGAACCUCCUCGUCAGCGCCAACGGAAAUGUGUUGCGGAGUGAGAUUCUCGGCGCCAUCAAGAUGAAAUGUUACCUCAGUGGUAUGCCCGAGCUGAGAUUGGGACUCAACGACAAGGUCAUGUUUGAGACGACAGGCCGCUCGACGCGAGGCAAGGCUAUUGAGAUGGAGGAUGUCAAGUUCCACCAGUGCGUGCGACUCUCGCGCUUCGAAAACGACCGGACAAUCUCCUUCAUUCCCCCCGAUGGCGAGUUCGAGCUCAUGUCGUACCGCCUCAACACCCAAGUCAAGCCCCUAAUCUGGGUCGAGUGUCUCGUCGAAUCCCACUCCGGCUCUCGUAUCGAAUACAUGCUCAAGGCCAGAGCCCAGUUCAAGCGACGAAGCACGGCCAACAACGUCGAAAUUAUCGUCCCUGUCCCCGACGAUGCCGAUUCCCCCCGAUUCAGAACCAACGUCGGUUCUGUGCAUUACGCCCCUGAACAGAGCGCCAUUGUCUGGAAGAUUAAGCACGUCAGAGGAGACGACGAGCACGGCGGUGGCAUGACGGUCAAGUUUGAGAUUCCCUACUUUACAACGAGUGGAAUUCAAGUCCGAUACCUCAAGAUUACAGAGCCCAAGCUUCAAUAUCCUUCUCUUCCAUGGGUCCGAUAUAUCACACAAUCUGGCGAUAUUGCUGUUCGACUGCCCGAUGUAGCUUGA
Messenger RNA from Trichoderma breve, 1230 nucleotides. Its product is annotated as adaptor complexes medium subunit family domain-containing protein. Gene Ontology annotation, cellular component: clathrin-coated vesicle; clathrin adaptor complex. The record is from RefSeq and is a predicted model, not a curated record. The transcript is spliced from 6 exons. Lineage: Eukaryota; Fungi; Ascomycota; Sordariomycetes; Hypocreales; Hypocreaceae. Gene Ontology annotation, biological process: intracellular protein transport; vesicle-mediated transport. Gene Ontology annotation, molecular function: clathrin-cargo adaptor activity. Bases 1 to 1230 code for a protein of 409 amino acids.